AUGGCAGAUUUUCUUGGCAGUUUCAACUUUGGAACCGACGACGACGUUGCGCCAAACAACGGCGCGUGCUCAUCGCUUGACGACCUCCGGGGUCGGCUCCGCGCGCUCAUCGACUCCAAGACGACAGACACCCGAGCCGAACAUGUUAACGCGACGCUGGAUGUUGCCGGUGCCGCAGAGUUCAUGGUGAAUCUGACUCAGGGGGACAAGGAUGACACGAACAACGUUGACCCAUUGCUUGCGGAGGAUGGAGUGGAUGGCAAUACGAGGAGUGAGGGCCAGGCGCGCGUGUACACAGCCAUGGAUGUGCUGAGAGACCAGCCCAACCAAGCCCCUCUGGUUCAGAAGGCUGUGGCCGAACAGAUUGCCAUGGCAGCUAGUGUCGAGGACAAGAGUGUUUGGGCGCUGCAAAACUCCGAAUUUGCCGCCCAUGGGUGGGAUUUCACCUUUAUAUGUGAACAGUCGGUUGAGCACUGGAAAGCGCACAACGAGGGCAAGACCCGGUCCAUUGUAGGCGAGUAUAGCAAAAAGGAACCUGAUCCGGUCUUGAUGAGUCGACCCGCGUUUGACUGCAGAGGACGGCUGCUCAUCACCUUUCCAAGGAAAGCCCGUGCAAUAUCCGUCAAGUACAACCAAACAGUCAUGCACAAAACCGUCGCUGAACUCACGGAACUGCUGAAACCUCCGCCUAUGAUUGGGCCUCAGAAGCCAGAUAGAAAAAAGCUAGCAAAGGCUGCCAAAUUGGCGCAGGAAGAAGCCGCCAAGGUCAGAAGAAAGAAGAACAGAGAGCUACAACGGGCGCAAAACGGCGAGCCUAAUGGGCAGAAAAGGAAGAGGAAGAAAAAAGGAGCCGAACAGACGCAGCAAGAACAUUUGUCGUUGAUGCAUCAAGCUACUCAGGCCUUGGACCAUGCCGGCAUGUCUCAGCUUAGUGAAGCUAAUGCCGCCAUGGACAUUGAUGCGAAUGAACAUGGUUCUGCCGCAGGGCGUGGUUCCGCACACGAGCAAGCGCAUUCUGCUUCCAAGCCGUUGGCUCUCAAUCUUACUCCGGAGGAGGCAGCGCGACGAAAAGACGUCGCGACCAAGCUGUUGAAUGAGGCGGGAGUCAGUCCUGACUCGCUCUCCAGCGACCAGUUCAACAUCUUUGCAAAUCAGGCACCAGACCUUCAGAAGGAAUCGCUCAACAUGUUGGUCACGUAUGGAGCGGAACGACUGCAGAUUAUCCAUCCCAGCAAUAAGGAAAGCUCCGCUCCAGUGCCACCCUCCAGUGCUUCCGCGUCAGGCGAGGGGGAAGACUCUGGUGCAAGAACGACAACGAGAGAACUUGUACUGGAAGAAUCAACCCCAAAGGGCAUGGGGAAGAGAAGCUCAAGACCACUUGGGAAGUCGCGCCUUGCUUGCUUUCAAUGCAAGAGCCGCAGGGUCAAGUGUCCAAAGGAGAGACCGACUUGCACAGAGUGCCAAAACGGCCAGCUUCAAUGCGAGUACCCGCCUCAGCGACCAAGAAGGCGAAAGACGAAGCCUGAUGCUCAAGCGGGCGAUGAUGCCGAGGCCGACGUUGAUGCUGAUGCUGAAGGUGACGAUACUGAGAAAGAAUGCGAUGAGACGGUAAUGCACGAAGCAAACGCGGAUAUUACUCUUGGAAGAGAUGAAACUACAAAUACGGAACAACAAGAAGCGCCCCAGGACGACAAUGACUUUAGCUCCGAUCAUGGUGCGCCUUACUCGUAUCCUCAAAUCCCCGCGCCGGACCCGGUCCGGGAUUCUGUCCACGAUCCUGUCCAUGGCCUCCAUCAACAGCCGACACAACUUCCUUACUUCCAGUCCGCAUUGGGACUGGCACUUCCACAACCGGAUCCUUUGGAUGACCCGCCGAGGGCUCAGCUAAAUAAUGGAAUGAGCUUGUCGGGAGGCAGCGUAUAUUACUCGGCAUAUCCGCCGCCAGAACCUGCUCCUGCAACAGAAUCACACCACGAGCCUGAAGAGCGGCGGCCCGCUGAAGCAAAUAUGAGCACCUCGAAUCACAGAAGACAAGCUUCAAAUAAUACCCCGACAAGCACCAAUGCCCCGACAUCAAGUUGGACUCAGCACAAUAAUGAUUUGCUAAGAACUGCAGGCCGUCAAGUAUCACCCCUGCUGCAACACGGCCAUGCAGUUUCUCAGAGCCCCGACCUCGCGCCAGCGGCUCCCCAGGUCAACAUGGAAGACGCCGCGCUCUUGACCCAUGCUGCUUCUCAUAAUCAGUCAUACGCACCCAAUUCCAGCAUCAAGAUACACCGACCGACGCCGCCACAGCAGAAGUCUCCGUUUCAACCUGCGUACAACUCGCGCUCCACGUCGCAGCAAAGCCAUCAACCGUCUAGCAUGACACCGCAGCCCAGGACGAGUGCAUUCCAAGCACCGCCAGCACCCUCAGCACCGCCAGCACCAUCGGCACCGCCAGUACCAGACACACAUUUGAAUAUCCGAUAUAACAAUAUGCAGACACGGUCUUCACUGGGCGGCCUGGCAACAGCGCGAUAUGAGAGCAGUGACGUGGCUGACUCUUCCAGCAAGAUUGGCUACAAGCCUUACUCGUAUCAGAAGAGCUCUUCGGGCGCAGGCUCAAGCAACCACGGUUACCCGACGCUGUCGUAUAAUCCGACAAUGACGUCUUCGGGAAUACACGGGUCGCUGGCUGCAUAUGCCGGGCUGCGGCCUGAACAGGGGACUCUGGGCGAUAGGCAGAACCACCGGCAGAACCAUCGAAGUCAUCAGCAAAACCAUCAGCAGCAAAACCACCAGCAAAACCACCAGCAGAACCAUCAGCAAAACCACCAGCAGAACCGUCAGCAAAACCAUCAGCACAGCCAACACGGCCAACAGUCACAGAAUUGGCAGUAUGGGAACCAGGGGAAUGGAUAUGGACAGAGUCAGGGGCACGGGUAUAGCUGGGGGAUGGGGGAAGGAUGGAACCAAGGGCACUAG
This is a messenger RNA of Metarhizium album ARSEF 1941, 2967 nucleotides long. RefSeq names its product Zn(2)-C6 fungal-type DNA-binding domain protein. Gene Ontology annotation, biological process: regulation of transcription by RNA polymerase II. NCBI's taxonomy places the organism in Eukaryota, Fungi, Ascomycota, Sordariomycetes, Hypocreales, Clavicipitaceae. The transcript is spliced from 3 exons. Gene Ontology annotation, molecular function: zinc ion binding; DNA-binding transcription factor activity, RNA polymerase II-specific. The coding region runs from base 1 to 2967 and encodes 988 amino acids. The record is from RefSeq and is a predicted model, not a curated record.